UGACCCCAUAAAAAAUCCAACUCCAAUGCUGCUCUCUCUAUAUAAGCUCAAGUUUCUUUCCAUUUUCCAAACUGACAUGGUUUGCUUGGACAUCCACACAGAAAGCCAGUAUAGCUUCUAGUUCCUGGGGAGCAAAUCUUCGGAAUAUGUCUAUUAUAAAUACAUCCGCUCCCAGCAAUGAGAUUCUUAUCAAGCUCGGUGCCCGAGGGAAUCUUUCGCCUGGAGUUGACAAGUGGGAUGAGGUGUACAAUGGUAGGCUCAGGCAGAUUCUAAUUUCGCAUGGAGUUGCCAUCAACUCCAUCCAAGUGUCAUAUACUGCCCCUUCAGGAGCAUUAGUUCUUGCUCCCAGGCAUGGAGGAGACGGAGAUAAAUUCGAUUGUGUUGAUCUAGAGUCCUGGGAGGCUCUGACCAUGGUGCAGGGAUACUACGGGCCCCUGAGAGGAAACAAUGCAGGUGUUGUAAGAUCCCUCACUUUCGGCACCAAUGGUGCCACGUAUGGACCGUUCGGCAUCGAGGAGGGGAUACCCUUUCGUUUCAAUAUUCCUCCUGGUGUUGGCUUCGGGGGUUUCCAUGGGUGCUCCGAUAGCCGCUAUCUGCAUGCGAUUGGCAUAUAUAUCAAAUCCAUGGCUAGAUAUCAUCUCGCGCCAAAACCUGAACGAGUUUCCUUCUCACGCUCCACUUAUUCGGUGGAGUAUUAGAAAGCACCAUAAAAUGUUAUCAGACUUCAUAGCCAGAAAGAGGAGAUUAUUCAUCUGCUUGAAGAUAAUACCUGAGCCAUCAUGGCACUGACUUAGGUGUCAGUUUAAGUGAGGAAAAAAAACAGAGUUUGGCAUCACCAACCACACCGUAGCAAGAGGAGCGAAGAAGUCUCUACGUGGAAGUAAAUUAAAUAAUAAUAACAAGAUACGUGCAAUCAUCUGCAUAUGGACUCCAGUAUGAAUAUUGUUAUGUACUGAAAUGAUAUGCAAUUAUCCGAAGGAUUAUAGUAACAUGAAAGCAAGGAGGUUUGAGAACCAA
Phoenix dactylifera (date palm) is the source of this 1017-nucleotide messenger RNA. The record is from RefSeq and is a predicted model, not a curated record. NCBI's taxonomy places the organism in Eukaryota, Viridiplantae, Streptophyta, Magnoliopsida, Arecales, Arecaceae.